AUGAGUGCAAAGUCACUAUUCCCGUAUCUGACUCGCUUGAAAGCUGGACACUCGCUCUCGAGGGCUCUGCCUUGCAGUUGUCGACGCGCCGCUCAUUCUGCUCCUAUCAAGCCAGCUUUCGCGCAGUCAAAACGACUCUUCCACCAAACAAUUCCAAUGAAACAGUCUUCAGGCUCGAAGGACCUCUUUCGCUACACCUCAGGUCGAUGGCUUGUCGACGAAAAGGUCCAGCAGCAAGCGCGUUAUGUGAAAUUUAACCUGGAUCAACUGUGUCGCCUAGCUGCUACACAGUUCAGCGACACAGCAAAGUGUACUCGCGUUGUCAAACUGGAAGGAAACUUCAACAAAGCACUGCUCCUGACCAUGGACGAUGGCAACGAGGUCAUCGCAAAGCUCCCUUGUCCAAACGCCGGUCCACAGUCGCUGACCACUGCGUCUGAAGUUGCGACUCUGAAAUUCCUGCAGUCGAGAACGUCUAUUCGGGUGCCGAGGGUCUUUGCGUGGAGCUCAGAUGCUGCAAAUCCCGUAGGCGCGGAAUUCAUCAUCAUGGAGAAGAUUGGCGGGGUCGCGUUGGCAGAGACGUGGGCGACAAUGAGCACGUUGCAGCGCUACAAAGUAAUCGAUCAAGUCGUACAAGUUGAGAAAGAGCUUGCCGGUAUAGCUUUUCCGGCAUACGGCAGUCUUUUCCUUCGCGAGUCGUUGCCUGCUGCGAUCCGACAGUAUCCGCUCCCUCCGGAGCUGGAUCCGGAGGGGCUCUUUUGCAUUGGGCCAUCGUGUAAACGAACAUGGUGGCACGGCAAUUCAGUUGACAUGUCUCGGUCCUUGUCCAAAGAUCUGGGGCCGUGGGUGGGCUUACCGGAAUACGCGUCGUCAACUGUCCAGCGAGAGUUUGCUCAUAUUGCAGGGUCAGGAGCAGAGGUGCAGCGUGAACUCGAUCAUUUCGACGAAUCCCAAUCUGCAGAUGAAUAUCAAAGCCUCCUGGAAAGAGUGAACAUGAUACUGCCGACAUUGUCGCAUGACGAACGCGUGCUAGAUUUUUCUGAGCCCGUCCUAUGGCAUACCGACUUGCACUUGGGAAAUAUCUUUGUCUCGCCAAGCGAGCCUAGUACUAUCGAAGGAAUUAUCGACUGGCAAUCGGCCCAGUCCGCCCCCUUGUUCCUACAAGCUCGAUUCCCGGAUUUUCUUACGCCACCAAAGAAUUACACGAUUGGCCCUGACUUACCGGGCUUGCCUGAUGGUUUCGAGGAUCUAAGUCCCGAGCAGCAAGAGCAAGCCACCAACGAGAAAGACUUGGCAUUGAGGUGUAAGUACUACGAGAUGUCCUGCCUCGCGCAUAACCAACACGUUCACGAUGCUAUGAGGCUGGAUCGCAGACUGUGGGAGCCCUUCGUUUGCAGCCAGUUAUCCUCCCAUGGCAGUUUGGUCCCAAUACGCGAAUGUCUGAUCCGUUUGUCCGAGGACUGGUCUGCAUUGGGUCUCCAAGGGAAUUGUCCCUUCCAGAUCCCAGAAGAUGAAAGGAAAAAGCACGAUGAACAAAGGAUGCAAUAUGAAGACAGUGUUUAUCUGUGGGAUCUUGUGACGAAGCAUCUGCUGACCGAUAGCUCCGGCUGGGUUCCGCAUGACAGAUGGGAGGCGACGAAAGAGGCAAAUCGCGAGCUCUAUACGAUGUAUAGCAAAAUGAUGAGCGAAGAGCUGGCGCCCGAAGCAGCCCGGAGGAUAUGGCCUUUCCCUCCAGAAGCCUGA
Messenger RNA from Aspergillus mulundensis, 1743 nucleotides. RefSeq lists its product as uncharacterized. The transcript is spliced from 3 exons. Lineage: Eukaryota; Fungi; Ascomycota; Eurotiomycetes; Eurotiales; Aspergillaceae. The coding region runs from base 1 to 1743 and encodes 580 amino acids. Gene Ontology annotation, cellular component: mitochondrion. The record is from RefSeq and is a predicted model, not a curated record.